AUGGAAGAUGCUCCAACCUUAGUUUCAGGCUGGGCAUGGCUUCCAAGCAACAUUCUGGAUUUGAUUCUAGAAAAGUUGAUCCCAGUCUCUGACUAUAUCCGAUUUAGUGCGGUUUGCAAGCAUUGGCAAUCAGUCGCUUUAUAUCGCAAGAAGCAGCGCAUCAAAUCAUGUCACAAGCAGAUUCCUAUGCUCAUAAUUCCCACCAUAGACAAUAGCAGCGAAAGGCGUGGCUUGUAUAGUGUGACACAAGGUAAGACUUGUAGCUUUGAGUUGAAUGUGUAUUACAGUAAGAGGUUCUGUGGUUCUUCCCAUGGUUGGUUGGCUUGUGUGGAUGAGAAUCUGGUAGUAACCCUCUUAAACCCUUUUACCGGGUGUACCAUUAGCCUUCCACCAGUCCCCAAAUCCACUUGGAGAUCGACGGUAGCUUAUAGAUGUGAUUACUACAUUAAUAAAGUUGUAUUGUCUGCAGACCCUUCUUUUCUUCCUAAUGACUAUGAAGUAUUGGUCAUCUAUGAUGGCUAUGGGAAACAUAUAGCCCAUUUUAAAUCAGGGGAUGAUGCUUGGACUAGCAUAGAUCAAAUGAUCGGAUUCGAUGAUGUAAUUUAUUAUAAAGGCCAGUUUCUAGGUGUUAGUUUGGGUGGUAGUGUUUUUUCGAUGAAUGUUAGCAGGGAUCAAACUACUAAACCCCAUGUAAGCUUACUUGUGCCAAUGGAUCCAGGCACAGACAAUAAAACAUACCUUGUGCAAUCAUCCAAGGGAGAUCUUUUGCUGGUUAGGAAGUUCAAACGAGUAAAUUAUUGUAAGCGGUUUAUGAAGUCUCUCAACUUCAAGUUUUUCAAGUUUGAAAGGUUAAAUUUUGAACAAGUAAAUGGUUAUGAUCGUUUUACGGAGACUCUGAGCUUCAAGGUUUUCAAGCUGUUCUGUGCUCAUGGGGGAGAGACCCCAAUGGGGUUGAGAUUGAAACCAAAUUCCAUAUACUUCACUGAUGAUUGUGUGGAUGUAGAAUGCCAUAAACCUAAAGGGCCUCAUGACAUGGGUAUCUUCAACUUGGAAAACAAAAGCAUGGGAACACAUUACUGCUUGGAUCGUUCGCAGAAGCACAUGCCACCAGCAAUUUGGAUCUUGCCCUCUAUGGUGUGA
This is a messenger RNA of Prunus armeniaca (apricot), 1140 nucleotides long. The record is from the annotation of a GenBank genome assembly. NCBI's taxonomy places the organism in Eukaryota, Viridiplantae, Streptophyta, Magnoliopsida, Rosales, Rosaceae.